This is a messenger RNA of Orycteropus afer afer, 1347 nucleotides long. RefSeq names its product G-patch domain containing 4 (gene GPATCH4). NCBI's taxonomy places the organism in Eukaryota, Metazoa, Chordata, Mammalia, Tubulidentata, Orycteropodidae. The transcript is spliced from 7 exons. Gene Ontology annotation, biological process: regulation of ribosome biogenesis. The record is from RefSeq and is a predicted model, not a curated record. Bases 1 to 1347 code for a protein of 448 amino acids. Gene Ontology annotation, cellular component: nucleolus. Gene Ontology annotation, molecular function: nucleic acid binding.
AUGAGUGUUACCCCAGAAGUCAAGAGUCGUGGGAUGAAGUUUGCUGAGGAACAGCUGCUAAAGCAUGGAUGGACUCAAGGCAAAGGUCUGGGCCUGAAGGAGAAUGGCAUCACCCAGCCCAUCAAGGUGACACUGAAGCAGGAUACUCAUGGGGUAGGACAUGACCCUGCCAAGGAGUUCACAAACCACUGGUGGAAUGAGCUCUUCAACAAGACUGCAGCCAACUUGGUAGUGGAAACUGGGCAGGACGGGGUACAGAUAAGGCACCUUUCUAAGAAGUCUACCCAUCGUGAUCGUCCCAAGCCCAACUUGAUGUAUCAGAAGUUUGUGAAGAUGGCCACGCUGACCUCAGGUGGAGAGAAACCAGACAAGAACUUGGAGAACAGCACUGAUGACGACAGCCAGGGGCCCAAGUCCCCAAAGAUUCUGACUGAUGAGAUGCUACUACAAGCCUGUGAGGGGCGGACAGCACACAAGGCUGCCCGUCUUGGGAUCACAAUGAAGGCCAAACUUGCUCGGCUGGAGGCCCAGGAACAGGCCUUCCUGGCUCAUCUCAAAGGCCAAGACCCUGGGGCCCCUCAACUACAGUCUGACAGUAAGCCUUUGCAAAGAAAGAAAAAGAAAAAGAAAAAGAAACACAAAGAGGAGGAAGAAGCUAUAGCAACUGAAAGGAAUGGGGAAGAGAAACACCCAGAACAGACUGACCAGAGUAUAAGGAAAAGCAAGAAGAAGAAAAAACAUCGAGAAGAAAAAGGCCCAUAUGAGAGAGGGGGAACUGUAGAGAAGGAAGAGGCUACAGGAACAAGUGGGCUUGGGGAAUUGAAGAGCAGAAAACAAACUGAUCAGCCCCUCAGAAGAAAGAAGAGGAGGCAGCAGCAGGAGGAGGAGGGGAUCUUAGAUAAAGGAGGAGGAGGAAAUAAGGAAGGUGUACGGAGUGUCAGGACAAAGGAGGUGGAGAACAGAGCAUACACUGACCCAUCCAGCAGAAGCAAGAAGAGGCAACAGUGUGAAGAGGAGGAACAGAGCAGUUUAAACACAGAGGAUGAAGAUGAGGGGGCUUCUGUAGAUGGUAGGACCAGGGACGUAGAAGACAGAGCAUGCAGUGACCCAGGUAGCAGGAGAAGCAAGAAGAAAAGGCGGCAACAUCAAGAGGAGGAGGAGCUCUUGGACAUGAGGGAUGAAGAACAUGAGAAUGCAUGGGGUGGCAGGACUAGGGAGGUAGACAGAACACAUCCUGGGCUAAGCAGCAGAGAAAAGAAGAGGAAGCAGCAGUAUCCACAGGAGGAAAAGGCUGGAGUCAGCACUGGCCAGAGAGCCAAAAAGAAGAAACGGAAGGAGAGAGACUGA